AUGCCCAUCGCUAAUCAGUGUUUUCACUCUCUAUACUCACCUUCGUUACACUUUCGUCCCGUGCAGUUUCCUCCCUUUGUGAUGUACUACGAGAGAAACGGCCAAACCCGCAUCUACGGACUGUCGGCCUCGGGCAUUGACAAUGUUACGGCUGCCCUAAAUAUCAGCUACCGCAUUGUGAAACCUCCAGACAUGCAGUGGGGGACCAAGAGUCCCGAAGGUGUGUACACCGGCAUGUUGAGGGAUACGUAUUUAAAAGUGAGGCGAACAUUGGGUUUGGCCCAUUCAAUAUGGAAGACUACCUUGUCGGACGUGUACGACUUCGUUGAAAUAGGAAUCACCAGCGGAGUCCAAGAUGUCGCCACGGGAAACUUCCGCAUUCUCAGCGCAUUUGAUUUAACCACGUGGACCUGCCUUUUGAUCUCGGUGGCUGCACUGAGCCUCAUAAUACCUGCGCUGAGGCACAUUUCUACAAAGGCCGAAGGCGACGCUCGAAAGCUAGCGAGCAAAGUUGCUUCAAACUUCUGGGCUUUAUUCAGCAGUCUCGUGGGACAAGGCACAGCUGCUUUCGGUGACCGCCGUAGCCCGCGUUACGUGUCCGGCGCGUGGCUUUUGGCCAGCCUGGUGAUCAGCACGUACUUCACGAGCCUCAUCGUGGCCGCCCUGACGGUGCACACGUCCUUCGCUCGGAUCGAUUCGCCCGAGGACCUCGUCAAGAAUCCGCACCUGACGCCGCUCGUGCCUGCCGGAACGCAGGUCGCCACCGUCCUGCAGUACGCGAAGGACGGAGCCUACCGUCAAAUACAGAACAUGGUGGAACGACAUCAAGGCGUCAGACCUGUCAGCUUGCUGUACAACCAGAAAGACGUCGAGAAAAUACUGCAGAACAAAGCAGUCUUGUUGGUCGGGAAACUUGCGGCCAAGUACGAGCUGAGGCAUUACUGCUCGAUCCUGCGGGGCCGCUUCUACAUAAGCCGGGACUACCUGUUUGUCUGGAACAGCAUUUGGGCCGCCAACAAGGACUUUCCUUUGGACUUAUUCAAGGAGAUCAACAAAAGGAUCAAGUGGUGGAUGGAAGCCGGCGUGCCGGCGCUGCAUUCGUACGUGCUAGAUCCGCCCGGCGGCUCCUGCUUCGCCGGAAGCCAGGCCUCGAGCGUCUACCAGUUCGGCAACCUGCGUUUCGAGGAUCUCACUGGGCUGUUCUUCGCUCACCUGGCCGCCUUGGCGGUCGCGACGGCCGUCUGUGUGCUCGAGCUCUGCCUGGGCCGAUGGGCCUGCGUGCGGUCGGAGUGAGGGCAGCACUGAAAUUGCCUUCCAACGCCACACACUUUUCCAGCA
This is a messenger RNA of Rhipicephalus sanguineus (brown dog tick), 1338 nucleotides long. RefSeq names its product glutamate receptor ionotropic, delta-2. Gene Ontology annotation, cellular component: membrane. Bases 1 to 1293 code for a protein of 430 amino acids. Lineage: Eukaryota; Metazoa; Arthropoda; Arachnida; Ixodida; Ixodidae. The record is from RefSeq and is a predicted model, not a curated record. Gene Ontology annotation, molecular function: ligand-gated monoatomic ion channel activity. The transcript has 7 exons.